Molecule: messenger RNA, 525 nt
Organism: Anopheles nili
Lineage: Eukaryota; Metazoa; Arthropoda; Insecta; Diptera; Culicidae
Gene: CCDC53
Product: WASH complex subunit 3
Exons: 2
Coding region: 16-525 (169 amino acids)
Biological process (GO): actin filament polymerization; exocytosis
Cellular component (GO): WASH complex
Source: RefSeq, a predicted model, not a curated record
AUCUGGUUUCAAGACAUGGAUUCAAUUGCUGUACAAAAACAUGAAUUACCACCAACCAAUCAAAAACGUAUGGUUGCAUUUAUAAACCAUUUCAUCGUGAGCACUGUGACGUUUCUGAAUAAAUUUGCUUCUGAUUGCGAGACCAGAUUUAUAAACUAUGAGCAUAAGAUACAAAAUUUGGAAGCCUCACUUAUGAUCGUUGAAGCGAAAUUGGCAUCGAUUGAUGUACUCAGGCAAACCAGUGUUCCUAAUAGCGCUCCAGUGAAAACAGACCAGAAUCAAAGUGAAGAUAACGAGACUAUUGCGCAAGUAAAGAAUGAAGUUCCCAAUGCUGAAGUGGAACAUAAAGACACAGAAGGCAACGAACGCAUUUCCGGGACACAUCCCGAUACACCAACCGUGGAAAAAGAUCCUAAAUAUGAUUUGUACUUCAAAAUGCUUCACAUGGGUGUACCACUGGGAGCAGUGAAAAACAAGAUUUCAUCAGAAGGGCUAGAUCCCAACUAUAUUGAUCAGUUCCUGUAA